AUGGAUGCUAACGUGGAUAUGGACACUAAGGACAGUAAUCAAUCUCCGACCACCCGGCCUGCUUCCUUGACUAGAUCCUUCAGGACCUUCUGCAACUUUUUCCAGUCACCAAGAAAGCGUUACGCGAACUUGGAUCCCAACAGUGGCGUCCAUCUAGUUGGACCGAUGUUUGAGUUGACAGCAUGUAUUGACCACAAACAAAAGUGAGUUGCCCAAAAUCAAGUCGUCCGUUGGGGCUUUUGGAUGGAUGGCCGCACUCCCCAUAGUCAUGCUUUCGUCCACUUUCUCAUAGUUUAAUGCGUUCACAAGAGGGCUCGAUUGAAAAGCUAGUUUGGAAUGGCCUUAUGCGUGCUUUUAAAUUGGCAAAUUUUGCUCGUAUGACGGGAAAGAUCGCAUUUUUUAAAAUUUUCAGUGCGUUGUUUUUACACGUGCAGAAUCUGUUGCCCUGAGUAGACAAAUGCGUGUUUAGCGUAGGAAUUGUGCUCGAGAAAUCGUGGACCCUAUAGGAUUUUUCACGGAAUCCUGGGUUACUGUUUUGCUUAUCGAACAAAUUUGCAGCCGAUCCAUGACUCUGUUGUUGUACACAACCCCUAAUAAGGCCGUCCGGAAAGCUGAAGGGUAGUCAAUGACAAGUGGUUAUUCUAUAGUUCCGGGAAGUGUAUUAAGUAAAGGGUGUUUUCUGAACGGCAAGUUUUAUCACAGCGAAAGUACCAUUCUGAUUAAUUGACUAACGGUUUCAAAAGUGGGGGUCAACACCACUUCGGGAUAAAAGCCGGCGGGCCUUAUACCAAGUUUCGAUCAAUUUUCACUCACAUACGCCGACUGCUGACCCUCGCAUCGAUGCUUAAUAAUUGUAUACUUUCGGCCCUUUAAUUUCUCGCAUGAUCACUUGGAGGAAGGCGCGUAAUCAAUAUGAUUCAUGACGAACACCUUACUCCCUUGCACUUCGUUACCUAAAGUCGUGACAUUAUAAACUGGGGCGGUUAAUCGUUGUGUUAUUUGACAUAGUCUGCCGCCUGUUAACGUAUGAUCAUGGGUUAUUGUGUCGAAUUUUCCCCUCGAGUGCGGUUUUUAAGUUUGCAACUUUACACAAGCAUCUGAUAAAUCUCGAAGGUAUUCGCUCGUCAAAUCACAAGCGGUUACUCUCAAUCACACCGUUACUGUAUUAAGAAAACCGGACCAUUUUCUGCGGAAGAAUCUCUAAAGUCGCGUGCGUAUUUUUCGCAUUUCGAAGUUUCAGGGAAUUAACCAUGCGGCUUCAGAGACCUUUGCGACCGGGAGUGCGUUUUUUACUUCCACCGAGGCCAUUCCCACCGCAGAACACCCCACCCAUUAACGCGAGUUACACCGGGACGGUAAAUUGGAAGUACGGGAUGUGCUCUGGGGACCUGUACCAGCUAAAUAGAUUUUGAAGCCAUGCUAAUAAGUUCCUGCCUUGCCUUUGCAACCUAAUUUUUCUAGUCGGCUAUAAGUUGUCGCCUCGUAUAUUUUAUACUUCGGAGAUGCGCUUGUGUUAGAAUCUGCCUAUCGUAAAGUGGCGUAACAUUUAGCUGCGCCAAGCCGUGGACACGAUAAUGAUUUGCCCAGCAAAUUUUUAGGUCCGUGUUGUGCUUAUGCCAAAACGGAUUUUGCAGGCAAUCAUCCAAAGGAGCGCUUCAUCGCACCUUUCUCCUUGUCGUCCUUGGAAGCCGUGAUAAUUGCAGUCGUUCUUUGCCUGCAACGCCUUUUGUCUGCGCGCUACCGUGUUCCUCAGUUCCUUCUUCCAAAGAAUACUUAUUUCAUCGAACGGUGUGCGGGAGUCUGGCCAUUCAUGAGGUCUAUUGUAACACGUAGACCGUCCUGUCCAUUUCGCUUUAAUGUCACGUCUGGCGUUUGGUGUAGAAUAAUAUCCGGCCUUGUACAUUUAACACGUACACUUGUGCGGUCUUAUUUAUCUAACGUUUAGCCAACGAUACGCCUAUUGCACAAGGUUUCUGGAGACAUAUGCGUUGAUGUCUAUUUAUCUGAAGUUUCGUCAGUUCGCCCCUUAAUCAUACUGCUUCAGAAUCCGCUCACAAAACCUCGAACAAUGAAUCCAGACAAUAGGUCUUUGGCCUGCCUAAAGUGUCAGACGCCGCAUUUAAUGUCCAUGCGCUCAGCCUCGUCAAUAUGAAACUUGUUUAACAAAAUUUCCCGGACUCGUGGUUUGGAAGGGUGAACAAAAAGGUAGAGUGUAACAAGUUGACUGAAGUUAAAAGGAAUGCCACUUACCCAAGUAUUAUACGUUGGAUUUUCUGGGGCAAACUUUCGCCUGUUAUGAAAGCGUCCUUACGGGCGCCAAAUAAAACUAUGUAGUGGUUUCCGUUUAUGUAUUUAUUAAACACUUAUGCUUGUUGAACUCCUUACCCAGUCGUUACUUGCACACUUGGUCACUAGCCACCCUUCUUCAUGACCAUAACACUUCCCUGUGCGUAUGUGAAAACAAUGUGUCGUUAACUUCGUUUGGCUCCUUGUGGGAGAACUGUCAGAGGGUGUCCAUUUUUGGGUUCACAGACAGCUUUUGAGGGCCCUGUGUUUGCUAGAAUCAACUGUUCCUCGUACAAAAACUGUCUAUCUAGUUUUCUUUCAUUGUUUUUUGGAAAUACUGCAGUCGUCCAGAAAUGUAUUUUGUGUUCUUGCUCUCAAACCAAAGGCCUUGUUUUCCCAUUUUUUCUUUUUGCAGCGUUGAGGACUUUGAUGCAUACUAUCCAGAUUCUGGAUUAUCCUACGGACCAACUAUUUGUUCCUUUGGACUCCCUUAUAAUGUAAUGUUCUUAUUAACUAACCUAGUUGAAACUGUAGGACCACAAUUAUGCCUUCCCGGUUGGUCUUACACCGCCCGCAAUGGCGCCGCACCUAAUGGAUCUACCACUGGCAAAAGUCUCGAACCUUACGACCGCUUCAGUAACUCAGUCUUCUCCUACAGUCUCCCGCGUUGAUCUGGGUAACUUGAAGAGUACGGUGGUUUCCACCUCCGCGAAAACUCCACCUAAAGAGGGAACAACGCCUUCUGUGUCUCUGCGUCCCAACAAAGCCACGCCCAAAGUAUUUCCACCUGUGACCAAACCUAGUCACUCACCUAUAACUUUUGACAUAGCUGACGCCACGGCUGGUCUUUCGGAACCCAAAAAAACGCUUUUUGGGGCUUGGCACGCAAAAGCUGCUGCAAGUGGUGGUACAUUGGUUGUGCAGCAAAGAUGGAAGGACCAAGAGCCACCUGCGGUACUACGCUACAACAAAGUUCCCCCUAAAAUGGUCGAGGACAUGGAACUGCGUUACGAUCCUGAGAUGAAGGUAACCUCGACCUAUUUUAAUCAACUUAAAUAUUUUCCCCCAUGUUACGGACUGGUUAACUGUAUGCGUCCUACUAAAUCUGUGGCACGCUUCCGUCAAACCAUCAGAAAAAGACUGACGCAAGAGAGCUUGACCAUCAUUAAGCACUGACCGAGCGUGCCGAAAUUAUGAGAUGCGUUUUACCCGCAGUAGUUGCCAUUCACUAUGUCUUUAACUAACUGUUCUGUAGGCGAUGAAAAACAGGAUGUGGAUUGUGUCAGGACAAUACUGUUAUGGAUGCAACAGCCUUAAUUCAUAUUGACCCAACUGUGAAAAACUCGACGCCUCGGUGGGAUUCGAACCCACGCUGUGAGGGGAAGGCUUUAGUACAGCCAACGCUCUAACCACUUCAGCUACGAGGCCCCGCCGGACAACUCGAGUUUAAUCACAGUUGCGUCAAUAGGAAUUGUUCAAAGUCUGCCAAAAGAUCUAUGAAUUAUGUGAGCCUGGUAGUCAUCUGGUGGAUUCUGGGUGAAUUACUUAGGAAAUCCUGCUUGGGCAGUCAACUUACUGUAUCAGGUUGGACAGGUAACUUGACCCAAAUGUGAUUAAACUCGCGUUAUCCGGCGGGGCCUCGUACCUCAAGUGGUUAGAGCGUUGGCUGUACAAAAGCCUUCCCCUCAUUGCGUGGGUUCAAAUCUCACCGAGGCGCCGAGUUUUUCACAGUUGGGUCAAAAUGUAUUAUUCAAAAUCCUCCAAAACAUCUAUGAACAACAGCCUUACUCCUCGUAUGCCGACAGCGCGAAAAGUAACUGCAUCCAACAACAGUUGAGAGAAACCCCGCUUACGAGAUCUACUUAUCUGUCAAGUGAACUUAUUGCCGGGUGCCGCCGUUCCUAUUCAGUGUUGUUGAGAAUAUUUCACUGUCUAAUGCCUAUGCGACUUUUCCCUUCAUCUCAUCAGUACGCUGCCAAGACGUCAGUUUUCAACUGAGCGGCGUUUUGAGUUACAUUAUGUUAGGCUCGUGAACCUGGACUAAACUGCUUUAGUUUAGCAAUAGGGACCUCCCGUUUCGUUGGUUUCCAAAAAUCUCAGCCAUAGGGGUCCGCUCAUCGCAGGGCAGGAUAGCUGGCGUCUGCUGCGGCCAAACUACUAACUACCCUUUAAUUUGGCCUUUGUUACUGACAAGUUUGAUUUUGGAUCAUCUCGGACCCACGUGUUUUACUCUGACUGGUAAAGACAUAGGCUGGAGGAUAUUAAAUUAAUCUUGGCCAUUGUUUGUGGUUUUUGAGCUUCAUACACCAAGUUGCUCGUUUAACAUUCGGUGGUUGAUUUGCACCUCAACGCUAGUUUGUCGUCAGUACGCAAAUGCACUUACGUUGCGGUGUUUGUCCUUCUAACUGCGGACUUAGAUGGUGUUCAAAUAUCGCGUGAUUCACCUUACUAACAGCAUAGGCAUUAGCUAAAAGCCCGGACACGUGUUUCGCCGGCAUUCUGCCGCCUCAUGACAACUGCGAGAGGAUGGGCUCAUCAGUGGGUCCCCUAGCAUUCCCAAUGCCUUUUCUGGUAAACAAUCCAGCCCUGAAAUCUCCGCCUUUAAUCGCUAACUUGGAGUUCAUCAGUAGGAGUUAAGCCUUAUAGGCUUAGUCCGAAAGUUGACGAGUAUUUGAGCCGAAAUCCCUCGACUACAGCCGGAUAACAAUGUAAUAUUAAACUACCAACAGCCAUCUAGUAGUACGCAAAUGUUGCAUGAAGCUGGGUAGUAUUUUCAAUGGUGGCGCCCUUGCCUAUAUGUAGUCAGUUUGUGAUGUCUGUAUCAGCCCAUGUGGCAGUCAAUUUCUUACUGUUUUUUGCUUUGCGGACAGAUUUUCGAGGUGCCGGACGAUAUCUGUGUUUCACCAUCUCAGCUCAGUGGUCUCGACAGCGAAUCCUCUGACGAGGAAUCAUCGCAGCCCCAACAGUUACCAUCUGCGAAUCAACCGCAGAACCCAAUCGAAUCUUCGGUACUGUUUUGA
Messenger RNA from Spirometra erinaceieuropaei, 5306 nucleotides. NCBI's taxonomy places the organism in Eukaryota, Metazoa, Platyhelminthes, Cestoda, Diphyllobothriidea, Diphyllobothriidae. The record is from the annotation of a GenBank genome assembly.